UGGUUUGUAGCAUAUGCUAUUGCCUCCUUGCCACAAUUUUACCAACCAUGGGCCUGGGAGGCCCAGUUUAUCAAAGUUCUUGAAACGUUUAACCUAUAAAGUACAAAUGUUCACUGCCUGACCUUCACACUGACCGAGCUACUCAGAGAGUAGAGGCAGGAAGAGGAAACAAUGGCACUCACGCUGAACUCUCUCCAAAUCCGACCGUUUAUCCCUUACCCAAUUCGAUUUUCCCGCCAUGAGCGCUUCAUAAAUCUCAAAUUCUCGGUUAAAACCCCUCAAUUACCUUCCCAAAUUCGUCCAAUAUCAGCAUCAAAAUCUCAACAAACCCCUCCCACCACCAAAACCCAAGACGAUGGUAUCGCUGUAGAAGACGUAAAAAUGAUAGCGAAAUUCAAAUCAAGACACAACUAUAUUCGAGUUCUUGAAAUUUCAAGAAAAGCAGAUCACCCACUUGCAGGCUCUAGACUAUUACUCCUAGAUUCCCCUGGAAACAUCCACAGCAUUUCCUUUCGCUACAAAUUACUCACCAAUACUUAUUACGACGUCUUCGCCACUUUGCCUCCUCUUUUACCAUCCGGUCCCAUUGCCAUUCUCGGCUUCGGAGCUGGUUCUGCUGCCCGUAUCAUAUUAGAGUUGUAUCCAGAAGUAACGAUUCAUGGAUGGGAGCUUGACCCAUCGGUUAUUUCAGUUGGUAGAAAGUAUUUUGGCCUCGAUAAGCUCGAAAAUGAUCACUCAGAUAGGCUAUUUAUUUACAUUUACAACGCAUUAGCGUUAAAAUCCAACCUUAAAGAAAAGUUCUCAGGGAUUGUUGUCGAUCUUUUUAGUAAGGGAAGUGUGAUACCAGAGCUUCAAGAUCCAAAUACUUGGGUGGAAUUAAGCAAGUGUUUGAACAAAGAUGGGAGACUAAUGGUAAAUGUUGGUGGUCGUUGCGUGGAGGCGGAAGAUAAGAGAAGAGAUGGGGAUAUUGUUAUGGAAGAUACUUUAAAAGCAAUGUACAAUGUUUUCGAUGAUCUUUUUGUUUUGAGUCUUGGAAAUAGACAAGAUGAUAGUACAGUUGCUCUUACUGGUAAAUUGCCUCAUCUUGAUUCUUGGAAACAGCUGCUUCCUAAGUCGUUGAGAUCUUAUGUUCAUUUGUGGAAACCAUUUAGGUGUUAGUCUGGCGGAAUUUUGGUUUCUCAUAUUGCCUUUGUUUGGGAACCGCAUUGAUGCUGUCUUCCUAUUUGUGUUUAUUCCUAAAUGAAUCAACAUUUGAUAUAUAUACUUGGUGGAAUUUUUUUAAAA
Ricinus communis (castor bean) is the source of this 1284-nucleotide messenger RNA. RefSeq lists its product as uncharacterized. The transcript has a single exon. Gene Ontology annotation, molecular function: thermospermine synthase activity. The record is from RefSeq and is a predicted model, not a curated record. Gene Ontology annotation, biological process: polyamine biosynthetic process. Bases 172 to 1158 code for a protein of 328 amino acids. Lineage: Eukaryota; Viridiplantae; Streptophyta; Magnoliopsida; Malpighiales; Euphorbiaceae.